GACCAAACCCCCUAACAUCAAGGCACUUACCUGGUACGUAUCAUGUCUCUUUACUAGUACACUGCUCGUGCUUCCUUUUUCCCCUACAAUGAUGACCACCUGGAUCGACUACCAUACAGAGGGGAAUGACUUUUUCUUCCUCUUGUGAUGAUAAUCCGUGACCAAAAUAGACUACAACGGUAUCUGAGCAAGCACUGUUUUCAAUCAUGCAAGAAAAUUGGCGGGGUGUUUGAUCAUAGCUAAUCAACCCCCGGGCAGGCUUUUGAGAUUCGUCAACUCGGGGUUUUUUUAUUCAUGGUUCUCUUGAUGAGAAUACAAAAGCGGUAGGAUUUUUUUUUUCUGGUUUGGGUUUAACACCAUGUUCCCCCUUCUGCAGUGAUGACUUUUUUUUAUCCUUUUGAGAGGGAGAAACAAACCUUUUCUCACCUCCUUGAAAACCAAAUUUAAAUCAACAGACUACAACGGUAUCUGAUUAGCGCACACUUUUCCCACCAUAAUGCAUCUUUUCUUCACUUGUUAAUUUGUCGUUUCUAACGCUCAAGGUGUUUAGGAUCUGAUGACUAGCUCACCUCCGCUCUCCACUACCGCGCCAACACGAUACAAGAAACCUAAUUAUCACCUUCUCCAUGCUCUCCCUCUUCCACUUAGCGUUAGCCCGCUUCCACCAUUGAUACCACAUAACCCGCUCUCUUUGAUUCAUAUAAUCAUUGCGUAUCUUUUCCCCUCUAAUCCGUCUCAUCCUUCACCUCUACACAGAGGCUUUUUUCAUGCUUCUACUAGGUCGGUGCACAUCACCGAUCCAGAGACAAUCAAGGCCUUCUGGAAUCACGGUUUCUUUGGAAAGGGAAAUUUGUCUCGUAGUGAGCCUACAUGGGUGACACGUAGAAGGCGAGCUUUGGGGGUGAUUGGCCGAGAUGAAGCGUUGACAGCGGAAGAAGUUACUGAGCGACGCCGAGGGGAGAGAAAAGAGUUCAAAAAGGAGCGUGCUCGACUGGAAAAAGAGAAGCUUGAUAGACAGCUAGCCGAGGAAGGCAAGCUUAACCCGGAGGGGAAUGAGGACCAGGAGGGGACAGGCUCUGGUAGUAGCAGUAGUGCAGCAAGGGCUGUUCAUUUUGCCCCGUUGGAGUCACCUAGUAGUCGGCGGCGGAGCUUGGAGAGGCCGGUCGCCGACGUGGAGGAUAUAGAGCAUUUGCAAUUAACUCUUGAAGAGGCGUUCUUCUUAUCGUUCGGACUGGGAGUGCUGGAAUUGACGGAUGCUGACACUAACAAAAAAAUCUCCCAGAAGGAUAUGCUCCGGCUGUUUCGCGGUCACGCGUGCUUUCCCCCUCGGGAUCCGCAGAGUAGUUUUGAGCCGGAUGACCCCUUCAUGCUUAGCUAUGUUGUGUAUCACCACUUUCGCUCCCUGGGGUGGGUUGUCAAGCCUGGUGUAAAGUUUGCUGUAGACUACUUGCUGUACAACCGCGGACCGGUGUUCUCUCACGCCGAAUUUGGGGUCCUGAUUCUCCCAGCCUAUUCACACACCCACUGGGCCAACGACAAAUCUCGCAAGGAGGGCAAGGAGCUGCGACCAUGGCACUGGCUGCACAGCAUCAAUAGGGUAAGUUCGCAGGUGAAGAAGACUGUUGUGUUGGUCUUUGUUGAAGUGCCGCCGCCGCUGGAUGAUGACGGGAAAAUCGGUGUUGCUGAUCUUUUGGCAAGAUAUAGCGUUAGGGAGGUGGCGUUGAGGAGAUGGCUGGUUAGUCGUAACAGGGAUUGA
Tuber melanosporum (Perigord truffle) is the source of this 1756-nucleotide messenger RNA. RefSeq lists its product as uncharacterized. Gene Ontology annotation, molecular function: tRNA-intron lyase activity; nucleic acid binding. The transcript is spliced from 3 exons. Lineage: Eukaryota; Fungi; Ascomycota; Pezizomycetes; Pezizales; Tuberaceae. The coding region runs from base 557 to 1756 and encodes 399 amino acids. Gene Ontology annotation, cellular component: tRNA-intron endonuclease complex. Gene Ontology annotation, biological process: tRNA splicing, via endonucleolytic cleavage and ligation; tRNA-type intron splice site recognition and cleavage. The record is from RefSeq and is a predicted model, not a curated record.